AGAGCAUGGAAUCCCUCUGACUCUGAGCGACCUCGUCCUGCGGGGGACGGUGCCGGAAUUCAGGGGGAGGAGACAUUUCCUUGUCCUGAGUGCGGGGAAGGUUUUAAGUCUGAAGUAAGGUUUACUGUACAUCGGAGAUCUCACACGGGCGAGAAGCUUCAUUCAUGUUCUGCGUGUGGGAAAAGCUUUCUUCAUCAAUCAAAACUGGAGAUGCACAGAAGAUCUCACACGGGGGAGAAGCCGUUUUCCAGCCCGGAGUGCGGAAGAGGUUUUUCCGAUAAGGGCAAGCUUUCCAGGCAUCAGAAAUUGCACAUGGGGGAGAAACCUUACGCCUGCCUUGAGUGCGAGAAAUCUUUUUCCCGCAAACCCGACCUCGUCAUGCAUCAAAGAUUUCACACGGGGGAGCGGCCGUAUUUGUGCCCCGAGUGCGGAAAAGGUUUUUUUGCGCAAUUCGGGCCUCGUUAUACAUCAAAGAUCUCACACGGGGGAGAGGCCGUAUUUCUGCCAGGAGUGCGGGAAAAGUUUUCCCAGAAAUCGCAUAUUUACAAACAUCAGAGGUCUCACGCGGGAGCGAAGCCGUUUCCCUGCCGCGAGUGCGGGAAAAGUUUUUCACAGAAGUCUUGGCUUAUCCAACACCAGAGAUGCCACGCAACCCUCAAAAUGUAG
Molecule: messenger RNA, 666 nt
Organism: Nanorana parkeri
Lineage: Eukaryota; Metazoa; Chordata; Amphibia; Anura; Dicroglossidae
Product: endothelial zinc finger protein induced by tumor necrosis factor alpha-like
Exons: 2
Coding region: 211-666 (151 amino acids)
Source: RefSeq, a predicted model, not a curated record